AUGAAGCCUUCAGAAAGCUCAAGUACCCCUGCGACUGAUGCGGUUUGUUCAGACCAAGCCGAACUCGGAGUGGAUGAUACCGGGAUACCAGAGUCUUUAGCUACCGCGGCUGAAGCAUUGAUGGUGAUGACGAGGUCAUGUGCGGAAGCGGAUGCAAGAUCUCGGACUCCUGUAGACCAGUCUGGAUACCAGAAUGAACGUUGGAGGAGAAUCAAGGUUCACCAAGACGAAGACUUGUGGAUCCAACAAAUGAAGAAGGUCCUAAGAGGAGACGUGUCAGAUCUCCCCCGGAAUCAGGUGAAGAAGAUUGCGAAGAUCUCUGAUCAGUUUGUAUUAGAUUCGCGAGAAGUCCUCUACAGGCUGAGCACACCCACUCCUGAGAGACCUCGCAACAAACAGUCGGAACUCAGGCUGGUAGUCCCAGAGACUUUAUGUGCCGAUAUGUUACACUACUCGCACAAAGACUUUCAAGGCGGCCACCAAGGAAUCAACAGGACGUUUGAACGAUUACGUUCAGAGUUCUACUGGAUCGGGAUAUACGCUGAUGUACAGAAGUUCAUUGAGCGUCAGCCAAUGGGCGACCACCGGUCCUCGGUCCGUCACCUGGCAAUAUUGAACCGACAUAUCCGUUCGAGGUGGACUCUGUGGAUUUUGUCACUGAGCUACCUGAGUCCGAUUGUGGAAAUACCUACUUGUUGCUGUUCCAAGAUCAAUUCUCAGGAUAUGUCAUGUGUAAACCCAUGCGGAAUACCGAAGCCCAAGGUGUUGCUGAGGCAUACGAAGAGUGCGUAUUCAGAAGAUUUGGGGUAA
Phytophthora megakarya is the source of this 810-nucleotide messenger RNA. The record is from the annotation of a GenBank genome assembly. Lineage: Eukaryota; Oomycota; Peronosporomycetes; Peronosporales; Peronosporaceae.